Closterium sp. NIES-65 is the source of this 408-nucleotide messenger RNA. The record is from the annotation of a GenBank genome assembly. NCBI's taxonomy places the organism in Eukaryota, Viridiplantae, Streptophyta, Zygnematophyceae, Desmidiales, Closteriaceae.
AUGCCAAAUGGCGCACGAUCGGCGCAGAUCACCACUUCACCAAUCGAGGCUGGGAGUACGGGCAAUGUGUGCGCGCGGUCGUGGAUGGUGCAGCAGCGAGCAGCAUUGUCAUCUCAUGUCAUGCCAUGCCGCGUUUGGUUUCCAUCCAAUCCAUUCGUUGGUUUCCGCCCGCGCAGCGCCGCCCUCAAACCCACUUCCCCACCGAAUGUCGCGCCCGGAAUUCCCCCUCCCGCGCCGUCCAUCCCAUCCCAUCCCAGCACAUUUGCCCCCGCACCGUCCAUUCUUGUGGCUUUUCCCCCUCGUUCGGUUUCGGCACCUCGUGAUCUUCCCGUUACGUCGUCGGGAGUUUCAUCUUCUCGUGUGUCGUUCACCCAGUCAAGGCCAUCCAUCGUUACCGGAAUCUCACAG